CCGAAUCCUCGACUUCUUCUCUGACUUUGUUUACAUCUAGGCGUGUGGUGACGUCCUGACCAAGAAGAAACUUGAUCCUCAUCGCAGUCGUUGUCACGGCGCAACCUUUACCUGUAUUGAUUGCAUGGUAUACUUUCCCGGCACCCAGUACCGUUCGCAUACUUCUUGCAUGAGCGAAGAGCAGAAAUAUCAAGGCGCAUUAUACAAACCAAAGCAGAACAAGCAGCAGCAGCAGCAGCAGCAGAAGCAACAGCAACAGCAAAACCAACAACCCAACAUGAACUCGCGCCGUUCAGACAUGGCAAACACACUGGCCCUGCAGCCAUUCGUGGAAGACAUCGGCGAAGAUAAGGAGUACGAGUCGUGGCACGAGUACGAAGUCCAUGACAACCAGUCUCCUCCCCCAAGGGCCCCAAGCCCUCCAACUGCCUCCGGCGAUGAACACGUCAACGUUUUCGAUUUUCUGGACAACUCACAAACCCCAACCGCCUCCAACGUCAGCCGCCCUCGAGAGCGAAGAGCCCCCGAUACGUCCGACGCUACCUCUCUUGUCCGCUACGAAUCAAAGACUGGCGAGCUCCUGGAGCCUGCCGCUCUUAUGGACCAAGAUAAAGAACCUCUUGUACAAUAUGGAACCGGCCCUGUGCCUACCUCUUUCGCCACCCCUCACGCCAAGACUGAGCGACGAAAAUCAAGGGAAGGCGAUCUGAAGAAGGACAAGAAGCGGAAGCGCUUGCACGUUGACGUCGCUGGCGACCAGAUCAUGGCAGACGCACCUCCCGUUCUCCAUUCCGGCCUUACUGGCGGACUCAAGAACAUGAUGCGACCCGACUUCCCACCUUCACCUGAUUACUCUGGAGAUAACAUUGCCGAAUCGCCAACAAGCCCGCUCAAGAAGACAAAGCACACCCGACACCACAAGAGCCACCACCACCACACAAUGAACAACAGCAUCUUUGGCAUGAUUUCUGGCUCUCCACCAAAGGUCAAGUCGAGCAAGCACAAGUCUUCCUCUAAGAAGCACUCUCAUCAUAAGCACGACAAGAAGGAGCCCAAGCUCAUCGAGUACCGACCAAGCUCCAAGGAGGGCAAGCGGGAGAACCUUGACGGGCAGAUGAUUGUCUUCAAGCCCCGCGCCGACGUCUUUCUCAGCUUCGUUAACAAGGGACCAGAGAGCGAGCGCGGCUGCAGCAUGAACAAGGCAUUGAAGCGAUUCCACCGAGAACGCCAGGCUGUUGGUGCUAGUACUCCCAAGAUCAAGGACGAGAAGGAGUUGUGGCGAUCACUGAGACUUCGACGCAAUGACCGAGGCGAGAUUGUUCUCUUUUCUAUAUAAUUCAACAAACAAGAAGUAAAACAAAGAAAAGAACAAAAAAAAGGAAAUCCAGAAAACCCAACAAAUAAAGAAAAAAAAUCCGGCUGAUUCUACUCUAUAGAAUGGAAUCUGCUAAAUGUUACAUGGAUACAGGAGUUUUGCCGAAUUAUCUUGUUUUCUCUGACAGCGUUUUUACAUGCUUGGUCGGAAUGGAACUGUACCAUUAUGUCUUUCUAUCUGUCAUACUAUUCUAAAGGGUUAUGGAUAGACGGGCAAAUUUUUGGCCUUCCCCCUUGUACCAACAUUAUCAUUAUCAUCAUCAUUAUCAUCGACAUCAUUUCCGCAAUCUUCUAGCCGAGCUGGCGCCGUCG
This is a messenger RNA of Trichoderma asperellum CBS 433.97, 1686 nucleotides long. RefSeq lists its product as uncharacterized. The record is from RefSeq and is a predicted model, not a curated record. NCBI's taxonomy places the organism in Eukaryota, Fungi, Ascomycota, Sordariomycetes, Hypocreales, Hypocreaceae. Gene Ontology annotation, molecular function: DNA binding. Gene Ontology annotation, cellular component: nucleolus. Gene Ontology annotation, biological process: rRNA processing; negative regulation of transcription by RNA polymerase II.